CGAAGAGAUUGAUAUGGAUUAUAUUCGGGAUCAAAUUGAAGAUUCUAUCGCCUCAUAUGCGAACUCUCUAGAAACGAAUCCGUAUGACACGAUUUCAGCGGCAAUUGCUGACGAUUUUCUUUAUGGCACUACAAGAAACGAUUUCAGAAAUCGCAUGAACGCCAUCGAUCAGCUUAAGUAUCUCGCUAAGGCUCCCAAGUCAUAUUGGAUUAACCUGAUAGACGACUACUUUGUGGAUACAGCAUAUGCACAAUCCAUUGGCAUUCCUAGUAAAGCGGAACUUGACCGUUUGACGAAAGAAAAUGAAGAACUAGUCCCAAAGCGCAAAGCGAAAUUGGGUCCAGAAGGAUUGAAAAAGAAAGCAGAGGAAUUGGCUGAUGCUAUUGCGAUAAAUUCACGACCAGUGCCAGACUCGGUGAUUACUUCGGUACCUGUACCAAGUAUUGGAGACAUUGACUUCUUUGACGUUGAAAUUUAUCGUACCAAUGACGACAAUGCCAACCAACCGGAAGGAUUGGACUUAGAUUCGUGGCCGAUUUAUGCGGAAGCGUACGAUUGUCGCACAAAUUAUAUUUACAUAACGAUUACAAUCUUUACCGGUGAUGUGAAACCGACCCUUCGACCUUAUUUGUAUUUGUUGUUGAAAUUGAUGGCUGAGUCAAAAAUCAAUCAUGACGCCGAAAUGGAUGCUCUCAAUGACUUUGAAACGAUUAGUUUUGAUUAUCGUAUGGGUCUGACCGAACCGUUGAAGUCAUUCAGUUGUGGAUCAUUUUCGCAGACAGCGUCAGUGUUAAUGCAAGUGGAGCAAUGGCAAUACGAUAUCGGCAUUAAGUAUCUCUUGGCCCGGCUUCAAUACACUACAUUCAAUGCAACGAUGAUAAAAGAUGCGGCGUCGUCAUUGUUGAACGAUUAUAUUCCGUCGGCCUUGAAUCACGAAUAUGCAUCAAUUGAUUUACUGAACUCUAUGUAUUACAAAGCAGAUUCCAAUUCGAGAAUGUAUUCGACAUUGAUUCAGAAAAAGUUCCUAACUUCUCUCAUCGCAUCGAUGGAUGACGAAACUGCUGCAAAGCAGAUCUUAGAUGACAUUCGAAUUUUACGUGAGCAAGUAAUUUCGACAGCGAAUCUAGCCGUACACAUAACGGCAGAUUUCACUAAACUAAUUAAAUCGAAAGUGGAUUUGAAUGCUCCGUGGAAACUUUUCAACUUUGGACCGGGUUCGAAAACACUCAAUGUGGUUUCCAAUACAGAGGUUAUGGUCGAUGUGGCGUCGAUAAGUGGUCAGGGAGAAAUCGUUGGAGUUGAUCAAGAGACGUCGUAUGUGUCUCAACAUUCACCGGGAGUAGUCUAUAGCGAUCCAGAUUUACCGGCUUUGACUGUUGCUUGUGCAUAUUGUACACAAAUUAUGGCGUCGCGUACGAAGUCCUGGCUAUUCUUAUUAUUACAGAUUGUUCCUUAUUCCAUCCGACGGUGUAGUCGAAUUUCAAUUAUACAAAGCUUCGGAUGUCGUUCGUGCAUACAACGAAUCGAUGAAAGUUAUCAACGAACUAACUCAACCGGACGCUGUGUGGAACCAAAAUUUAAUUGAUUCGGCUAGAAGUGCAGCAAUUUAUGUGGUUGUCAAUCGAGUCCCAAAAUUGGUUAGCGUACAUCAAGAGUCAUUAAAUUUGUCAUUCGAAAAAGUUGCCGAUAGUUACAUCAAGGACCUCGUUUCCAAAAUUUCAGCCGUCACCGUCGACGAUGUGAAACGCGUUGCACAAAAGUAUAUGACGAAAAUCUUUUCGAAAACGGAAGCAAAAACGGCCAUUGUGUGUAAUGGAAAAGAAGGCCCAAAAAUAGCAGAAGGUUUAAAGAACCUCGGUUACGAUUUGCCCUAUCGGACAUCAUGGGAAGAGACGUUGCUUAAUAAAUAGAAUUCUUUGUACGUUAUUGUUGUA
Bradysia coprophila is the source of this 1934-nucleotide messenger RNA. RefSeq lists its product as uncharacterized. The record is from RefSeq and is a predicted model, not a curated record. Gene Ontology annotation, molecular function: metal ion binding. NCBI's taxonomy places the organism in Eukaryota, Metazoa, Arthropoda, Insecta, Diptera, Sciaridae.